Messenger RNA from Schistosoma spindalis, 2487 nucleotides. The record is from the annotation of a GenBank genome assembly. NCBI's taxonomy places the organism in Eukaryota, Metazoa, Platyhelminthes, Trematoda, Strigeidida, Schistosomatidae.
GAUUUUCUUGUGUUUUUUCAAAUAUGCACAUUGUUUUCGCAAAAGAGUCUGAGGUCUCGUGUCAUGCGUUUCUGGCUGAUUAUAAUGAUAUGCACAAGGCCUUUCUAAAAGGAUUAGAGUAACAGUUUUUUCCAAGUUGGUGCUCUGAAAUGUCUAAAUCACCAAUACCAACAGUGAAAGGACAACUAUUUGAGUUAGGGCCAAGGUUUGACAACGUUCAGUAUGUUGGGGAAGGUGCGUAUGGGAUUGUUGUAUCGGCGUUUGAUUGUCAGCGUAAUGAAAAAGUGGCUCUGAAGAAAGUUUCCCCAUUUGAACACCAGACAUACAGUCAAAGAACGUACAGAGAAAUUUGGAUACUUAGUAGAAUGGACCAUGAAAAUAUUGUAAAAAUCCAUGAUAUUAUAACGUCGAGCACAUUUGAAGAGAUGAAAGAUAUCUAUAUUGUUGAAUGUUUCAUGGAGACUGACCUGUGUCGCUUACUGAAGACACAGAAAUUAAGCAAUGACCAUAUUUGCUACUUUUUAUAUCAAAUGCUUAGAGGCCUCAAGUACAUACAUUCUGCAAAUGUUCUUCAUAGGGAUCUUAAGCCAUGCAACAUAUUGUUGAAUGCAGCGUGUGACUUAAGAAUCUGUGAUUUUGGUUUAGCUCGUAUAGCUGAUCCAGAAUCAGAACAAUCAGGUACAUUAACUGAAUAUGUGGCUACACGUUGGUAUCGUGCACCAGAAAUAAUGCUUACAUCAAAAUUAUAUACUAAAGCUAUUGAUAUUUGGUCAAUUGGUUGUAUUAUGGCUGAAAUGAUUAGUAAUCGUGUUCUAUUCCCUGGAAAACAUUAUAUUGAUCAAUUGAACUUGAUAUUACAAGUUUUAGGUUCACCAUCAAAAGAAGACUUUGAAACAAUUGUAAAUCUUAAAGCACGUGCCUAUUUAGAAUCAUUACCACAUCGUACAAAAGUACCAUGGAAACAAUUAUAUCCAUACGCUAGUGAAUCAGCUCUGGAUUUAUUAGACAAAUUACUAUGCUUUGUACCAUCACGACGUAUAACAGUUGAAGAUGCCUUAGCUCAUCCAUAUUUAGAACAGUACUAUGAUCCAACAGAUGAACCUGUUUUUGAACGUCCAUUUAUUCAACAACCAGAUAAUUUUCCUAAAGAAAAAUUAAAAAUUCUUAUAUGGGAAGAAAUUCAACGAUAUCGUAGUAAUAAAAAUAUCAAUGAUCUAGUUUAUAUGAAUAAUACAAACAAAGAUAAUCCAUCAGUUUCAGAUGGUACAAUAACAUCAGGUAUUAUGCCAAUCAAUCAACAACAACAACAACAACAACAACCUUAAUCUUAAUCAACUAUCAUAAUACAUUGAUUAUAUAAUAGUAAAUGAAUGAAUUCAAUUAGUUCUCAUUCAAUGAAUCUAUUAUACAUUUAUUUAUUUCCCCCUUAUUUAAUUUAUGUGUGUAUGUUUCCAUUCAUUAAUUGUGUGUGUGUGCGUGUAUGUGCUUGCCUCUUUUUUUUUCUUUUUGCUUAGGAACAAGAUUCUUUUCUUUUUUUUCUUUUCAUUUUUAUUUUUUAAUCUCUAAGCCUAUGAUAUGCAUUUUGUCUACAAACUGCCUAUCUUGUAAAUGAUUUAUUAUGUAUUAUUGAAUACUACUUAUUUGAAAGAUUAUUAUACUACUUAUUAUGAUUAAUAAACAUUAUUCAUAUAUAUAUAUGUGUGUGUGUGUGAGGGGGAGAGAGGUUUAACUUUGGAACUAAUCGUCAUUCAUAGAUGAUGAUAUUUCAAUGGUAAGUUUGAUGAUGAUGGUGACGAUGACGACGAGGAUGAUGACGUCAUCAUGUCAAUUGUUACGUAACUGAUUGAAUUCUUAUUUUGUUUUUUUUUCACUUUUUGUUCAAUAUUAUAAGAAUGUCACUAACGUAACAAAUGUCCUCCUUCAUCUGAAUAUUAAUCAAUAAACGUGUAUUGUGUCGUUAUGUAUCAAAAAAAAAGAUUACAAUCUUAGAAUGUACUUCUAUAAGGUUAAUAUAAAUGAUUGACAAAGAUCUUGCCCUCCCCUCCCUCCAAAAAAAGAACAAAAUGUAAAGUAUAGUUUUAUGUAAAGAUAUAACUAGUAAUGAUUAUCCUCUUGUUUAUUAUCAUUAUUAUGAUUAUUUUCGCAUUAUCUGUUUAUACUACUUAUAGCCAAUCGUUUUUUUUUUGUUGAGAAAAAAUAAAGUGCACAGAAUGUUGAUCAAUUUUCUUUGUUUUCCUUGAAUCAUCCUCUUGUUUGUUGUCAUGGUAACCAUUAUCAAAUAAAAAAUGAAAUAUUAUUGUUUCUUUAUUCAUUUUCUUUUUCUUUCAUCAUGUUCAUUCCUAUGGAUAAGAAUCAUUUAUUUCAAUGAUUACCAUUUUAUGAUGAUGAUGUAUAUGUCUAUUACGUAAUAUGUGAAUAUUAUGCUAGAUUUAUAUAAAUCUAAGUCAUUUGUUUUACUCAAUCAAUCAAAUAUCAUCAUUAUGAUUU